Molecule: messenger RNA, 2330 nt
Organism: Daphnia carinata
Lineage: Eukaryota; Metazoa; Arthropoda; Branchiopoda; Diplostraca; Daphniidae
Product: adenosine receptor A2b-like
Exons: 3
Coding region: 649-1791 (380 amino acids)
Biological process (GO): G protein-coupled receptor signaling pathway
Cellular component (GO): membrane
Molecular function (GO): G protein-coupled receptor activity
Source: RefSeq, a predicted model, not a curated record
UGCAUUUACAGGACAGGUCAGUUCGAUAGGGAUAAGAAAAAUUAUAUAUAAGGCUACUGUAUACAUUAAAUCCGCCCUAGAGAUAUCCGGACAUGGAUCAGGUCGUGCCUUUCGGCUCAGCAGCCUUGACAUCCGUACUUUGAUUUUCAUUCCUAAACGAAAAAGACACACAAAGCAAAAGGAGAUGAAGCGGAUAUAAGCCUACAGUAUGUGUGUAGGGUCUCUCUUGGGCUGGGACACUGUGCGGAAGGAGGCGUGACGACCUGCUGGCCAUGUCACAGCAGGAGCAAGCGCAACAGCGGCUCUUUUUCUCUAUUGGAAAUCAGGCAUACAGCUUCGUGGCAUGGAGCGAUAGAAAAAGAACUAUUGCAAAUGUCUUUUCGAGGUAAAACAUAGAAGAACGCUCGGAAAUGGACGAAGGCCAUGAAGAGACAUUGAAAGAAGGAUUGAGAGAACAGUCGACUCAUACCCUGCCUCCUCACUACACCGCUUCCCCUCCUUUUUUUUUUUUUUUUUUUUUUUUUAGUUUCGAAUGGUUCGUCUUGUGGUGUCGUUUGAAAUUAUUGUAGUGAUGGACGUGAAAAAACAAAACAAGAAGAGUGGUGCGCGAAUAAUGUGAAAUGACAACAGGUUUGUGUGUUAGUUGAAAUGUCGACUCGGAACACUAGCGUGAAUAGUAGCAGCGAAUCCGCCUGUCAACUGAUGAACGAACAUUUCGAUAUCACAACGGGUGUCAUCGUUUCGUGCAACUUACUCAUCUCGUUGUUUGCCACUUUUGGCAAUCUCCUCGUCAUUGUGGCUGUGGUUCGUUAUUCCAUCCUACGGACGCCUACCAAUCAUUUCGUGGCCGCUCUCGCGCUGGCCGAUCUCUUGGUCGGACUCGUCAUUCCGUUCUACGUUUCAUUCUAUUUCGAUCUACCCGAUUACGCUUGCAACCCGACCAUUUGCCAAAUUAAGAACUUUGUAGCCAUGUGGACGACGUUGUGCUCUUUCAUGUUACUCAUCGGCGUCGCGCUCGAUCGCUAUGUGUCCAUUAUUCAUCCGUUGGCGUAUCCAAGGCUCGUCAGUCGACGGAUCUCACGAUCCAUUGUCGCUUUUGUUUGUCUUUAUGUCACUGGCUUUGUGAGUUUACCCUACCUUUGGACUGGAGCCCUUAAGGAUUUAACAGUCAUGACCGAGUGUGAUUUGGUCUACAUCUCGGCCGCCAGCUACGCCAUUUUGUUCUGCGCCCAUUUGGCUCUCUCCCUCACCGUCACCACUUUACUUUACGCUCACAUUUUCAGGGAGGCUUGGCGCCAGAAUCGUCACCAUCUGCAUCGCGAGGCCAAAACCGCUCUCAUGAUGGUGUUAAUCUUCGGAGUGAACAUCGUGAGCACUUUACCUUAUCUGAUCGUGGUCGGCAUCCGAUACAGACACAACGAACAAAUCGACCAAACGGCACUCAGCCGCGCUAAAAAGGUUGUCAUGAUCUUGUAUUUUGGAAAAUCAGCCAUCAAUCCUCUCAUUUACGGCUGGAAAAACCGUGAAUUUCGCUUGGCUUUCGCGCGUUUAUUACGUUACGUUCCUUGUUCCAAGUGGGCGAUGGAACGCUCCUUGAGUUCAAUGGAAGUCGCCGCAGGAAUGGGAUCCAGGGCUGGAUCUAUCCAGCAAUCCGAGCGGCGGCGAUCGAGUAAAAUCUAUCAACUAGAACUGCCACCUAUCGAGUGGACGAUGAACGCAAACGAACUACCCGGUGAAUAUCUCCAGCAAGCACCAUUCGCAGCAGACGAACAUCACGUCACGCACUUGUAAAAUUCCAAUUCAAUCGAUGACGAUGGCUGUGUUUCAAAAUUUUUUCGCUCAGUUCUCGGAUACGCCAAGGAUUGUUCAAGUCAAUUCCCUCGACCCUCGGUUUUUAUGUUUAUAGACUGCUUGUCCUUACGCUGGUAAAAUGUUUAAUAUGAUAUCCGAUAGACUGUUAUUCUAAAUAGCAAUUGGAAUGUGUUCAUGUAAUGUUUAUAACCAGGUUUUAUGUUAUUUGUAUUUCCUCGUUACCCGUCUGUAACGCAAGCUAAUACUCGUUUCAUUGUCAAAUCAAACACGUUUCGCAAAUAGCACCUAACUGGCCGAAAUUCCAUUUUCUGCCGAUUGACGUAAUCGCCAAAAAACAUGAAUCAUCUUGUGUGGCACAAAUUUUUAAAAAUCCUUAUUCCACCUUCCAUUCCAUUUAUGUACCUAUUCUCGUGGCCCUGUAACAGAAGUGUUCAAUCUUAUAUCUGUUUUUCAAAACAGUCGAGUUCGAUGUACGCAAGUCUGUUCGUACGAAUCUUUAUUUCAUAAACAGACGACAA